Diachasma alloeum is the source of this 1040-nucleotide messenger RNA. It is a transcript of the gene Nacalpha, whose product is annotated as nascent polypeptide-associated complex subunit alpha. NCBI's taxonomy places the organism in Eukaryota, Metazoa, Arthropoda, Insecta, Hymenoptera, Braconidae. Gene Ontology annotation, biological process: protein targeting to membrane. The transcript is spliced from 5 exons. Gene Ontology annotation, cellular component: cytoplasm; nascent polypeptide-associated complex. The coding region runs from base 97 to 741 and encodes 214 amino acids. The record is from RefSeq and is a predicted model, not a curated record.
CAUUCAACAUGUUCCCACGCCCAUGCGAACUGGCCUUAGUUUACAUCUCUCGUAAAGGGACCUACGACCGUCAGAAUCUCACACCCAAGCUACAAAAUGCCAGAACUAACCGAACUCGACAAAGCAGCGAGCUCCGAGCCCUCGAAGGUGGAGGUUGAGGCGGUAGGAUCAGGCACAGACUCCGACUCUGACGACUCAAUUCCCGAGCUCGAGGACCCAACAGCAGCUGGUGGAGUUGGUUUCUCUGGUACAAAUGUCAGUGGACUACCAAUCGAUGUUAUCUCCAAGGCAAAACAGAGUAGAAGUGAGAAGAAAGCGAGAAAACUCAUGAGCAAACUUGGACUCAAGUUGGUGCAGGGUGUUAACAGGGUGACCAUUCGCAAAUCAAAGAACAUCCUUUUCGUUAUCAACAAGCCAGAUGUCCUAAAGAACCCCGCAUCUGACACUUACAUCAUCUUUGGGGAGGCUAAGAUUGAAGAUCUCAGCCAGCAGGCGCAAGUUGCAGCUGCUGAGAAGUUCAAGGAGCCACCAACAUUGUCAACAGCCGAGGCUGGGGGUAGCACAACGAUUGUUGCACCAAUUCAAGAAGAAUCCGAGGAGGAAGUUGACGAAACGGGUGUGGAGGAAAAGGAUGUUGACCUCGUGAUGACGCAGGCGAACGUCUCACGAGGGAAAGCCAUCAAGGCCCUCAAAAAUAAUCAGAACGACAUCGUUAAUGCCAUUAUGGAAUUAACGAUGUGAUGAAACAGUUUAGGAGUUAAGGCACAGCAGUUAUUUUCCAACUGCUGAGAGUCACAAUAAAUCAUCAUUUCGGAAUCAGUCAUCGUUUUACUUUGUUCUAUUCUUUUGUAAUUUCGUCUGGGAAGAAACCACUUGGAAGAACUAACACAAGAAAUUGAUAAACGAAUAUGGAAGCCCGUGUUGGAUGAAAAUUUAUGAGGAUCGUUGAAUCCUAUUGGCGUGUUAAUCACGUCACUAAUGUCAAACACCUACAUGUAUAUACAUCAAUGACACAAAAUGAAUAAACACGCUAUCAUGAA